Molecule: messenger RNA, 1606 nt
Organism: Aspergillus aculeatinus CBS 121060
Lineage: Eukaryota; Fungi; Ascomycota; Eurotiomycetes; Eurotiales; Aspergillaceae
Exons: 1
Coding region: 48-1529 (493 amino acids)
Source: RefSeq, a predicted model, not a curated record
UACUACUACUACUAUCUCUCUAUCGUGUUGAAACCUCAUCGUUCAAGAUGUCCUCCAUCUACGGCACUUACAAAGGAUGGUAUCUCCCGGGAUUCGAAUCGGACGAGUCACUGGAGCACAAAAAGAUCGAGCAGCAGAUGGACGAAACGGAGACAUCUGCUUCGAACAAAGAAGCCUACGCAUUCAAAUACACCGGGCAGACUGUGGACAAAGCGUUCGUUGGGAAGGUGACGCAGCUUCUGGUGGGCAAUGGAAUCCCCAACUUUCUCUUCGGUGACAUGAUGUUCCGUUUCUUUGGAUGUGAGACUGACGUGCUCAGCAUCAAUAUCUCGAUUCCGGAUGAGCUCAUGGACGAGGCGGUCCGAGUCUUGCGCCAGGCAGGCUUUUACGACGGUCCCGUUGAGCCCUUCGAAGUCGAGGAAGCCCAGUGUGUCCAGGAGUUCCAGAUUCGCCAGGAGCAGCAGCCUUUCCUGGCCUGGGGGUGCCGAUAUCUUGAUGACCACGAGUACCACCGAAAUGUUGGAGCUUGGUGGCUGCCUACGCAUGUGUUCCAUCUCAAUCAAACGCCUGGCAAGCUAGGUCACGUUGAUCUCAGCCUCUUCACACACUCGCACUACUUCUGGGACCUACCGGCUCCUACACUGGCUCCCGAUGAGGAUGCCCGAAGCUCCUACGUUCUGUCCACGGACCGCCGUCUUCCAGAACCGGUCUGCUUUGGGCCCAGUCGCCAUGCGGUCAAGAUGAUCUCACCUGCGCGCCUAGUUGAGGCUCUGAUCCUCCUCGCCUACCGAGAUAUACAUGUACCGUCGCAGAUAACGUUCAGCGACUGGCACGACGACCUUUUCGUGAUCUUCAAGAUGGUCAGCGGAUGGGAAUGGCCCGAGGACGACCCUACCUUCGAUGGUUACAGCCAGUUCACCGAAGCCGAACCCCAUGGGUGGCAGUUUUCCUUGGACGGCCAGCGCCUUCGCAUGCGAAGCAAGGUGACGGGUUUGGAUCCGAGAUGGCUCCGACUGGCAGCCUUUCAGCCACUGUUUCAGAAAUAUUUCGAAGAUCUGUUCGAGACCGUGCUCCUACCCCGCGAAUCCUACCUACGCACGCCGUCACCUGAGAACACACUGAGCGAAGAGGAACAAAGAAAGGAAUUUGCAGAAUGGGACAAGUUGUUGAUCGAGAACGAAGAGGAACUCGCAGAAUGGGAGAAGCGGAUUCAGGAGGAUCAGCCCGCCGUUGACGAUGCAUACGAGGCAUGUGACAAAAUGCCCGAUGUUGAUUGGGAAGAAGCAGGAGAGAGGGCCUUCGAAGCGGAAGACAGCGCCUAUCAGAUCCGGUGCCUGAGGGCUGGCAGGGUCAUGGUGGGACCUGGAGUACUGGAAUCUCGCGACGGCAAGGUCAUGGACGAUUUCGCUCGGCGUCUGGCAGAGGCGUGGCUCUUGCCCGAGAGCCCUUUCGAUGCAUUCAAUCCCAAGAUCAAGCGCCUCGAACCUGAUGUGCCAACCACCUGGACUUUGCGGGACGAAUUUCGGUAAACAGUCCCCCGGUCUACCGUUGUUCGUUGUUCGUGGGCAGUGUUCCACUUUUCUUAACGUAUAACUCGUGAUUUGAA